Cetraspora pellucida is the source of this 1917-nucleotide messenger RNA. The record is from the annotation of a GenBank genome assembly. Lineage: Eukaryota; Fungi; Glomeromycota; Glomeromycetes; Diversisporales; Gigasporaceae.
AUGCCACGCCUAACAAGCCAUCAAAAAAAAUCAAGAAAGGCUUAUGAAGCAAAAGCAUAUAAGCUUAAUACUAAUGUAAAUAAUUUUGAAGCAGAAAGUUCUGAUGAUAUUGACAGUUUUUCUGCUUGUGACGAGGUAGUUGAUAAUAAUGAUGCUGUGAACAUCAUGAAGAGGCUUCAAGUAGUAACUAAAAAAUAUAGCCAUAAUGAUGAUAAAGUUGAGCUAGAAGAUUAUGAUAGUGAUGAUGGCCUUCCUGCUCAUAAUGAGCUAAUUGAGAAUGAUGAUGCCAAAAAUAUUGUAAAAAAACUUCAAGAUGCUGCAAAUAAAUAUUACCGGGAAUGUUAUUCUAACCAAACCCGUAGACUAUGUUAUUUAGGAAACUCAGUUCGCACUAAAAGAAGAAAAAAACAGCAACAACGUGAGGCAGCAAAAGGAACCUCUACAUUACAUACUUUCUGGGCCCAAAAAAAAUCUUCUGAAGAAACUAGUGAAGCAGAAUUGUAUAAUGAUUUGGAAGAAGUUGAUAAGAAUGAUAUUGGAGGAAUGUUGGAGAAUAAGAUUGAACCCCAUAAUUGGAAUAAAAAAAUCUCAACUGCCCUUGAAAACUUAACAUUAGAUAUCAAAAAAGAAAAUGUAAAAAGUGAAGUUUGGGUGCGUCUUAAUAGCAUCUGUUUUUAUCUCCAGCUUGUAAAAAGCAACCACCAAAAAAUAAAAGCAAGUAAAAUAAUUGCUGAUGCUGCGGGAAAAGGGGUAUACCAUGCUAAAUGCAUUCGUUCCUGGGCACAUGAUUAUGUUAUGACACGCCAGAUUCCCUACUCUCGCCGAGGACACCAUGCCAAAACAUGGAGCUUUCUCUGGGAUGAAGAUAUUCUUCUUCAAAUAAAAUCAUAUGUGAUCAUGUUACAAAUAAAUGAGAUCAUUUUACCAGGGCUAGGAUUUGCUCCUCCUUCAACCAUCUCUCUUAGUACUGCAAAAAAUUAUUUAAAAGAGCUUGGAUAUACAUAUGAAAGGCAUAGAAUGCCUAUAUUUUCAGGUGAUAAUAUGGAAGUAGAGACUUGGCCAGACAGCAAUAUAAAGCCACUUAUUCUUGUUACAUAUGAUAAAUGCAUUUUUUCGGCUUAUGAUGGAAGUCGAAGUCUUUGGAUUCCUUAUAGUGAACAACCUUUACAAAAAAAGGGGGAGGGUUAUUCAAUUCAUGUUAGCGAGUUCUUAACUGAUAUUUGUGGUCGACUUGUGCUUCCUGAUGAAAUGCAACCGUCAGAUAAGUUUCCUAGAGAAGCUUGUUGGAAGGCUGAGGAUUUGAUUAAUCAAGUAACUAACUAUGCCAUUCCCAUAUUUGAAGCAUGCUUUCCAGGCUGCCAAGCCUUGUUUGCAUUUGACAACGCAACAAGUCAUUCUGCUUUUUCACGUGAUGCACUUAUUGCUAACCAUAUGAACCUUGGCCCUGCUGGAAAACAAGAGAAAUUAUGCAGCAUAUCAUACUUUCGUAAGGGAAGAAAAUAUGACCAAAAUAUGGUCUUUCUAUCAGACUAUCAUAUCCCUGAAUUACGUGGUGAAGCUAAAGGAUUAAAAGAAGUUCUAAAGAAAAGAGGGUUGUGGCCAGAAGAAGGAUUAAGGUUAAAAGAAGCACGAGAAUUAAUAACCCAAAAAGGACAGUUGGAAGAAAUCAUCGUUGCGGCUGGGCAUCAAAUUAUUUUCUAUCCCAAAUUCCACUGCGAACUAAAUUACAUUGAGACCUUUUGGGCUCUUAAUUCUGUUCCACUCCCAACUAUUCGUCAAUAUGCAAGAAAAGCAUUUCACUAUAUGGACGCAUAUCGAAAAGGCUUAAAUGGUAAAGCAGCUGAAUUUGCUGUUAAAAAAUACCAUUCGCACCACCGAAUUCCUGAUUCAGUUUUAAAUUCAAUUGAUUUUGAUUAG